AUGUCAGAUAGAUAUAGACCCCCUAGUGGUCCAAAAGGAUCGCGGCCUCCUCCACCCGACAAGCCGAGCCUGAACAACCCAAACCAAAGACCACCAAACCACAACGGGCCGGCAGGAAACAAGUUCAAACAAAGAGACCAAUACAAACAAGCAUAUGGCGACUCUUCGAGGAGUCCGUAUCGGAAUGACUACGGCUCUGGUCCUCAUCCCGAUGGACCAUCUCAGAACUCUUCUGGAAAGCGAAGCUCUGGCGGUUAUCGAGAUCAACGUAAUUUGAAAAGGCCCAAUACCGACUCACUAUCACAACAGAACCAGAAUUCCUCCAGGAAACGACGUGAUUUUUCUGCCAAAGAUAUGUCACAGCUGGGGCCUCAGAACCUUAAGAACCAUGCUAAUGCACCUCCAUCGAAACCAUCCUCGGCUAAUGCCACACCUUUAGGACAACUGUCCUCGAACAAUUCACGCCCCGAACCUCCACGCACAUCAUCCUCUGGCGGGAACCAACCACCUCCUCAAAGAGUACAAAAUGGUAGUAGACCUGCCCCAAGGGGUCCACGCAUGGGUGGCAAUGAACCUAUUCGAAGCUCUUUGGGUCCGAAAGGCUCGUCUCAAAUGCCUCCCAGAGGCACUUCGAACGCCAAAAAUCAAGCUCCGCCUAGAGGACCAGCUGCAUCCAAGGGACCAUCUGCACCAAAGGGACCAACAGGUCCAAAAGGACAGCCUACAAAUUCUAACAAAUCACAAAAUACUUCGAAUCAAGGUAGAAAGGGCGCUCAAACAAAGAAACAGCCUCCUCCCAAGCUUCGCCCAGACCAAGUGUAUUCUGUUUAUACCACUCGAUCGUCUGAUUUAUACAAGCGAGUACAGCAAGUGGGAGAAGGAACAUACGGUAAAGUGUAUAAAGCAUGCAACGAAGUCACUGGCGAAUACGUGGCGCUCAAAAAGUUGCGACUCGAGACUGAAAGAGAGGGAUUCCCUAUCACGGCCAUGCGUGAAAUUAAGCUUCUUCAAAGUUUCGAUCACCCAAAUAUCGUAGGACUUUUGGAAAUGAUGGUUGAGCAUAAUCAAAUCACAAUGAUUUUCGAUUACUUGGAUCAUGAUCUUACUGGCUUAUUGACACAUCCAGACAUGCAUCUCACGGACGGGCAUAGAAAAACAAUAUUUCGUCAAUUAUUGGAUGGCUUGCACUACCUUCAUUCAAAAAGAGUCAUCCAUCGCGACAUCAAGGGUUCGAACAUUCUAUUGAAUUCCUCUGGAAUUCUCAAGAUUGCCGAUUUUGGUUUAGCUAGAAAAAUGAAAGUGCUUAGACCUGGCGAGAAUCCCGACUAUACCAAUAGAGUUAUCACCAUAUGGUAUAGACCCCCCGAAUUGUUGUUGGGGUCUACCAACUAUGGUCGUGAGGUCGACAUUUGGGGAAUUGGUUGUCUUUUAAUUGAACUUUACACCAAGUUGGCGACUUUCCAAGGUACAGAAGAAAUCUCCCAAUUGUACAAAAUCUACGAUGUCAUGGGUACGCCGACACUAGAAGACUGGCCAGAUGUGGAAAACUUGCCAUGGUUUGAAAUGCUCAAGCCCCAAGUCAAUCGUGCUUCCACUUUUGAAAAAGAGUAUAAACCUCUCAUGACAGAAGACAGCUUUGACCUUGCCACGAAGAUGCUAGAAUUAUGCCCAUCAAAGCGAAUCACUGCAGAAGAAGCACUCAAUCAUCCAUACUUCACCAAUGAGCCUGCGCCCGAGCCGUUGACAUUUAUGCAGCUGCUUGAAGGAGAAUGGCACGAGUUCGAGACGAAGAAGCGUAGGAGAGAAGAGCGUCGUAAGUUACAGGAAUUGAAGCACUCGAAAUCCACCGAGACGGUGAACAUCACCAAUUCGGUGAAGGCAUUGCCGGAGAGUGUGCCUGCCACCACACAAACCCCUUCAAUCAAACCCUUUGAAGAUGAGGACCCUGCAGUGCCUGCUAGGCCCGAAUCUGAACACGCCGAGACUCGUAGUUUUUAA
This is a messenger RNA of Australozyma saopauloensis, 1998 nucleotides long. Its product is annotated as cyclin-dependent serine/threonine protein kinase. Gene Ontology annotation, biological process: protein phosphorylation; positive regulation of transcription elongation by RNA polymerase II. The transcript has a single exon. Gene Ontology annotation, cellular component: nucleus; cyclin/CDK positive transcription elongation factor complex. The record is from RefSeq and is a predicted model, not a curated record. Bases 1 to 1998 code for a protein of 665 amino acids. Lineage: Eukaryota; Fungi; Ascomycota; Pichiomycetes; Serinales; Metschnikowiaceae. Gene Ontology annotation, molecular function: cyclin binding; ATP binding; RNA polymerase II CTD heptapeptide repeat kinase activity.